CGUUCACAAGCUAUGCAUAUCAUCAACUUCAAGUAAAAUACUCUAUUAAUUCCCAUAUGCAGUUGGGUUUCCUGGCUAAUAAUUAGAAUUAAGGUAGAUUUAAUUCAUGAUCUUCUCAUCUUCAAAAGGUGGUAAGUAGAUUUUGCUACUUUUGUACUGUGCAUCCUUCUGCAGAAUUAUAUCGAUCAGUCUUUAAGGCCUGGUAGUGAAAGACACGAUGGUGCGAUUGUCGCUUGCUUCUUAAAGGACCCCAAGGGAAUAGAAGUAGAGGAACCCAUGUUCGGAACACGUUGGAUGGUACCAAAUAUAGGUCGUGAUCUACUAAUGCUCGAGAACCAAUUACCCAUGUUUGUAUUGCAGAAAAUGUACUUGAUGAGUUCCUCAAGCACUUCUAGUCCAACGACUUCACUGAACAAGCUUGCACUUAGGUUCUUUGAAGGCUUGAGACUUGGUAGGGACAAAAUGCCUAGCGAAAAGCUCAAAAUUGAAAAUGAGUAUCAGCAUCUACUGGAUUUAUUCCAUUCUAGCUUUUUUCCAAGGCAUGACACUAAUCCUUCAAAAUUUUCAAAGGAAAAGGAUAUUGAAAGACUUCCUGGGAAGGGUUGGGUUAAUAGUGCCACAAGGCUUGAUUUUACAGGCAUUAAACUGAAAUGCAAAUUGCGCUAUAAUCAUCUGCUUGAUAUGGAGUUUAAAGGGAAAGUGUUAAAGAUCCCCACUAUCUACCUUAAUGAUGGCACUAGCCCUCUGUUAAGAAAUUUGAUAGCUUUUGAACAGAGCAACCGAUAUGUUUCAGCUUAUUUUACAUGUCUUGCUGUUUUUUACGAUAGUAUUAUAGACACACAAAAAGAUGUCAACAUUCUUCGCAACGUGGGGAUUAUCAAACAGGUAAAAGGCGGCAACAAUGAAAUACUUGAUCUUUUGAAUAGUCUUAGCAAAGAGCUAGAGUUUGACAUGGAAGAUUGUUGCAUGAUAAUGCCACAAAUUGAUCAAAUAAACUAUAAAUGUCGAUCAUGGAAGGCCAUUUUGAAGAUCAAAAUUUGGUCGUGUCUCUCUCGUUUGGACUAUCUAUCUUAUGUUUUAACCUACCUUACCAUUGGCCAGACUGUUUUUACCAUUCUCUACAAUUAUAGUUGAUCAUUGAGAAUACACCUCUAGGUCGAUUAAAAAUAUAUACAUAGUGUUAAUAUAUCGAAGCUUUUCUUUUUUUUUGUUUUUGUUUGUUUAUUUUGGCUUUUUUUUGUAUGUGUGGUGCUUUUAUAAUAGCAUGUAAGAUAUGAGAAUAAUGGAUAAUGUGUA
Messenger RNA from Ziziphus jujuba (common jujube), 1296 nucleotides. RefSeq names its product UPF0481 protein At3g47200. The coding region runs from base 277 to 1134 and encodes 285 amino acids. The transcript has 3 exons. NCBI's taxonomy places the organism in Eukaryota, Viridiplantae, Streptophyta, Magnoliopsida, Rosales, Rhamnaceae. The record is from RefSeq and is a predicted model, not a curated record.